Molecule: messenger RNA, 2486 nt
Organism: Chelonus insularis
Lineage: Eukaryota; Metazoa; Arthropoda; Insecta; Hymenoptera; Braconidae
Gene: Fic
Product: FIC domain protein adenylyltransferase
Exons: 3
Coding region: 417-1856 (479 amino acids)
Molecular function (GO): protein binding
Source: RefSeq, a predicted model, not a curated record
UGUUCAAAGCCAUUUUUUAGUCAAAUUAAAUUAUUUAGUGUAUAUUUUUGCUAGUUCACAAUUUCUUGAUCAUUUGAACUUGAAGUUUAUUUUCAUAAUCAAAUUAAAAUAGAAAAGGUUUUAAUUAUUUAUAUAAAAGUGUUAUGUUAACCUUUAUAGCUAAUUUGCUUGUUAAAAUGAUUCAAACACAUCUGAACGAAAUUUAAUAUCUUAUCUUUAUCCAAUGACAGUAUCCCACAUCAUUCUAAUGGUACAGACUAGUAGAAAUUAAUAACAGUGUGAUUGUUUUCAAUACCAGUUACAUCAGUAUUGGAGCUUUUUAUUAGCUGUGUUAUUGUGAAGUUGCCUAUUGUAAGGAUGCGAUCAGCCAACUAUAUUGUAUUUAUUGUGUCAACAUCAAAGUUGUCUGUUUCAAGAUGUUACCAAAAUGGAUCAUUGAUUCUUACAUGGUAUUCAUCAAAAAACUUUCAUCCAUAAAUCAUGAAAAAGGUCCACCUAAAACAGUAGAAAUGAGAAAAAUUGGUCUUUUUUUAAUUUUUAUUUCUGGUGUGGUUGUUGCUGUUCUAAGUACAGUACUAUCAUCAUAUUUCUACCACAGCUAUGAUGAAUUUCCUGGGGCGGAAAUGCGCCGAGUAUUUAUUCCUCUUCCUUCCAGUAAUUUUUUACAUGUUUACGAUGAUAGUACAUUAAGCCUUCCAACCAAAACACAUGAAGCACAGCAGUUGCAAGAAUUUGAAGAUGUAGCGUCUAUAUCUGAGGCGAUUGCAUCAUUACAAUUAGCUUUAGAGAUGAAACUGUCAGGAAAACGUCGAAAAGCUGUAAAAUUAUUCCAGCAUGCAGUUGCAUUAGCACCUCAUCAUCCUGAUGUUUUAAAUCACUAUGGAGAAUUUUUGGAGCAAAACCAAAAUGACAUCAUUCGUGCAAAUGAAUUUUAUGUGAAAGCUUUAACUUAUGAACCGAAUCAUGAAGGGGCAUUAAUUAACAGCCAAAGAACAGCAAGGGUUGUUGAAGAAUUAGAUAAAAGAAUGUUACGUAGAAUUGAUGAAAAAAGAGAUGCGUUAUCGACAAUUCCUGAAAAUAAUGCAGCUCUAAUUCGAGCAAAAAAAGAAGCUUACUUUCAACAUAUCUAUCACACUGUGGGCAUUGAAGGCAAUACGAUGAAUCUCGCACAAACUCGAGCUAUUGUAGAAACUAGAACUGCUGUAGCUGGAAAAAGUAUUGAUGAACAUAAUGAAAUCCUGGGUCUAGAUGCGGCUAUGAAGUAUAUUAAUGCUACGUUAGUUAAUAGAGUUGGUUCUAUUACUAUUAAAGACAUAUUAGAAAUUCACAGACGUGUAUUGGGUCAUGUAGAUCCAAUUGAGGGUGGAAAUUUCCGUAGAACACAAGUAUACGUUGGUGGACAUAUCCCUCCUGGUCCAGGAGAUAUUCAUUAUUUAAUGGCAGAGUUCGCUGUAUGGCUUAACAGUGAACAUGCAAUUAGAAUGCAUCCUAUCAAAUAUGCUGCAUUAGCUCAUUAUAAAUUAGUACAUAUUCAUCCAUUCUCAGAUGGAAACGGAAGGACCUCAAGGUUAUUAAUGAAUGCUAUUUUGAUGCAAGCUGGAUACCCACCUGUAAUUAUUCAUAAACAAUACCGACACAAGUAUUACGAGUAUUUACAAAUAGCAAAUAGUGGAGAUGUAAGACCUUUUGUUAGGUUCAUUGCUGAGUGUACAGAACAAACUCUUGAUCUUUUUCUAUGGGCUACAAGUGAAUUUUCAAAAGAAGUUCCAGCUCUUAGUCAAGAAUCUUUGAUGAAAGAUCGACAUAGGACUAUAGCACUUGAUGAUGAUGGCAGUGGUGAAUUUUUGGAUGAUUAAAUUAGACUGUGUAAUCAAAAAAAAGUUUUGAUCGAAAUAGCAAAGCUUUAAUAUUUAAUAAUAUUAUGAUAAAUUGUGUAAAAGCAUUAUUUAUAAUGACUUGCUGGACAAGUAUACAAUAUUUAUAAAUUUAUUUUUAUCUUAAUUGACUCACUUCAUUAAAUAAAUGAAAUUUUUUACCAUAAUUGAUGUUCUUAGUAUUAUGGUGUAUUUAAAUCAUGUAUAUAAAAUAUAUUGAUGAUGGAAGACGAAACGAUUGUAGGAUAAAGAAAUAAGACAAGUUUCAAGAGCUUAAUAUUUUUUUAGUUACAUGCUUCAUUUAUGUAAAAAUAGAGAAUGAAAGACAAAGUGAAAAAUAAAUUUAUUUAAACUUAAUUAAAGAAUACUCGAUAUGAUGAUGUGUCUCACUGUAAAGUCUAAAAUGUUAACACUUUUAAAUUCAGUCGUUAUUUGGUUUUAUUAUUUUUUAUGCAACACAAAAGCUAUUACGCAUUAAUGAUAAACUCAAUGAGGGAUCGGGUACACAUCAAUUAAUAAUAAAAAAAAUAUAAAAUAGUAUCAACGAUAGUAUUGUGAUUUAUAACCACAAAAAUUUGCAUUAAAAUUAUAAAAAUUAUUAAUAAAUAGCUG